Molecule: messenger RNA, 2475 nt
Organism: Amoebophrya sp. A25
Lineage: Eukaryota; Dinophyceae; Syndiniales; Amoebophryaceae
Source: the annotation of a GenBank genome assembly
GUCAUGAGGACGUGGCCAGAGGAAGCUUUUCCGGCUCCGCUAUCAUUGAUCAAAUUCUAUCGCCUGUUGCGUUCCGAAGGAAAGACCACUUUGAGCGAGAAGGUUGUCGGAAUACCAAACGAGAAUUCAUGCGAAGAUGCAUAUUCGUGGACGGAGUGUCACGCGGAGGAUCUGAUAGCGCUAGAAAGCCCAAGACGCAACAACGAAGGCAGUCCCGACGCUGAGCAGCCGUCUGGAAUCGAGAUGCAACGUCGCGGUGAAUUAUGCGAGAACGCGGACGAGCGAGUACUCUUGGUAGUUGACCACAGCUUGUUCCGCAAACGGACUGCCAAAGAGCGACGCGAGUCAUUAGCAACGAUCUCUGCUUACUGCAUGAUCUCGCAUCGCGUAACACAGAGGGUUCUGUCCAGAGCAGAGAAUCACGAGAGAAGCGUAAAGACCGACCGCCUUCUUCCGCUUGCCAUCGAGCGAAGGACGCUUCGAGUUUUGGCUUUGCGACGCGCAGAGCAUCUCUUUUAUCAGUAUGCAGUGGAAGAGGCGCGAGCACGUAUGGCAUGUUGCGUACGCACAAGCGGAGAAAGCUUUAGAACUCUUACAGGGCCAGACAUGCACAGGGCUUUGCACUCACCAGAACAACCUGAGGACCAGGACGUGCGCUUAGAUUCGGCAUUGUCACGCGAGGAUUACGCGCCAAUGCUCCUUGACUGGGUUAUGUCGUGCUUCCUCCUUUCUGAAUCUUACGAUAAUUGUGAAAAGGGGGAGACCGCGAAAAAAGGCACAACAGUUACUUCGAUGCCACACGCAAAUGAUACGCAAGACACGCCGUCGGAAACCCCACUGCUGUCACGAAGCACCCCAGUCUUGCGCCGCUCUCCUGCCUACGCAGACGUUUUGCGCUUUUGUCCAAGCAGUUUUCGUGCGCAGCAUCAGGAGUUUGUGAUAGAUGCCAUCCUCCAAGGUCGAAGUGACGUCGUUGCGUGCGCCCCUCGAGAAAUUCGCUGUAGCGAGAGGUUUGCCUUUUUGGCUUCGGUGUACGGCCCCACACUCGGCUUUUUGCCGACUUUUCGUGAUUUCACACCUGUGGUUUCGUUCUCGAUUGCGCAUGAUCUGCGGCAAAUUCGCUGGGUGCCUCUGCGGUCUGGUGGCUGGGUGAAAAAUGGUACGACGGAGCUUGGUGAGUACAAUGCCCGUGGAUUGCGACUAUCCGGUGGCGGAACGCCUGAUGGGGUCGUGUCCACCAUUAUAUCUUCGAAAUGCCCUCUAAUGUUGAAGUAUUGCCCUGCUGAUAUGCGAGAAAUUCCAGCCAUGUGCUGCGUCCCCUAUCUCAUGAACCCCAGUGACGUUCCUCAUCGAUUUCAUACCGAUCGCGGCUUUGUCCUAGACCAGUUAAAGGCAUACAUCCAAGAUGCGGACGAGCACGAAAAUAUUGUCGGCUAUACAUUUUCGCAUGACACAGAAGCUGAAAUCUUGGAUCGAUUUGCUCACGAUGCUGAGAUCAUGGAGAAGAUGCAGGAGGCCGCGCGACGACGUGCUGAAGUUGAAGCUGCUGGAGGACCAUCACUUAUGUAUGAUACUCCCGACCUGCAAAGGAGAGGAGUAAUUCGAUACUUCUGCUAUCCCCCCCACGAGCAGCUUGUAUCAAACAGAGGCGUCUGAUUAGGCCGAGGAUGGAGAAGAAACAGAAAAGGUGAAAUGGUGACCGGAACCGUUUUUUCUUAGAGCGAUUCACUUCGCAUAAUUGGAAAACUUAUACAACAUCACAAUGGAACCAGCAGUAUCAGUAAGUACUCUAAUUGCUUCUGCUUUGAGGGUAGUUUCGGAUGGACGGAACUCGGUGUCUUUCAAAUAUGAUGUAGGACCCCUUUUACUGCUCGCAGGGGAAAAGAUCUUGCGGGAACCUUUCAUGUAACCUUUCUCGAUGCCUUGAAACUCAAAUAACAGCCCUUUGUUUUCUUGAUAUCUCGACCGAAAUUUAUUGUAGUCGUUGAUGUGGUGCUGACACAUGAAUGAUUUUGAUCUUCAUUUUUGUGAUUUGCCCUUUACACAGCAUAUGUAGAGAAGCCGUAAAAAUAGUGAAUGAUGAGGCCAUGAUCAGCUUCGAGAACACUUAAUACUUACUUUGAUUUGAUUUCAUCCUGAACCUGAUAGUAAGUAGUAUGAUCAAUACAAGAUCAUGAUAGAUGCGCUUGGCUUGCACGUGUCUGAGAUCCACGCCGACGAAGUCAGUGUUGCCAGGUAAUUAUCCUUCAUCUGAGCUUCCACAUAAAGAUGAAAACGAACUAAUCUUUCGUGUAAGUCGCUCUCUCAGUAAAGGCAGGGGGGAUCAUUUUGCAGGAGCUUGUUACAAGUUUUUCAAUUUGAUUCCGGGAGCAAGUGACCAUAUUUAUUUUAUUGACUUGGGAUGAUGUAUUGUUAUUGUACAACUGGGAUUAUAACAAGUCGACAGCCAGUUUGUUAUCCCUUCGGAUGCAGCCC